UUGAUUCCCAAAAAUGGCGUUCGACUGAGUGCCCGAUCCUUCAUCAGAGAAGGUACUCUGUUGUACGGCCUUUGGAGCAAUCGAUCGUGAGUUCCUUCGCGACUGCGAUGGAUAGGGGAAAAGCUGUGCAGGAAGUUGGCGAAGACGUAGAAGAAACCCAAGAAGAUAUUGAGGGCUUUGAUGAUUUCACAAUUGCAUCUACAUGGGAAAGAUUUAUAUCAGAAAUAGAGGCUGUUUGUCGGCAGUGGUUUGUUGAUGGUCAUAAAAAUCUAUUGGAUAAAGGUGCAGAAUGCCUGGGUUCAAGAAAUAACUUGUACAGGAUGAAACGUGAGCUGAAACAUGGUGUAAAGUUAUACACCAUGGAGUACUAUUUUCAGAUCCAUAGCAGUGAUAAAGCUGGACAAUGGGACAAUGACUUACAUAGUUUGCAGCUAUCGUUUGGAGUAACUGGGUUCUUGGUUAUAGCUCCUCUGAGUGCCAGUGGAGUGGUUCUAGAUGCUCCUGAAUCAAGCAAACUCUUAAGUGCUGUUGCAAUUGCUUUAUCAAAUUGUGGCAGUAACUGGCCUGCAUUUGUUCCGGUGCAUGAUCCUUCUCGAAAGGCAUAUAUAGGAAUUCAGAACAUGAGUACAACCUUUACUCGAAGAUUCAACUCUGACAGAAUUGGCAGCCAAGUUCCCGUUAGGCUUUUGCACUUGGAGGGGCUGUACGAGCUAUUUGUCUCAAAAUUUGCCUUAACUGCUGUCGAUUUCUCGACGAAUUGUUUCAGUGUUCGUUCUACAAUGAGACUGAGUUAUAGAACUCCUCCGUAUGCUGAUGAUAAUGAUGAGGGUCAGGAUAACAUUAACAAACAAAGAAAAGGAGAUGCAGUUGAGGAUAAUCAUAUUAAGAGUCAGUGGGAUUCUGAUUGUCCUUGGGCAGAGUGGUAUUCUUCUGAGGAUCCAAUAAAAGUGCAGGUGACCAGCGCACAAUCUUCAUGGCGGGGUGGAGAGAAAAGUCAUGCUUGCCUUAUUUGGCAUGGCGGGGAAAGACUCGUGCACUUCUUUCUUUACGCGAUGGAAAAAAGAUAUAUGUUGCACAGGAUUGAUGAUUCUAUUGGCAAGUCUGGAUUUGCCUUACAGCUAAGCCUUUUGAUAUCUGCACUGGAUAAGUCAUUUGAAGCCAAAUAUUUGGAAGAUUUUGUUUCAGCUGAGAACUCUGGCUCCGAUAUUUCCAAGACUUUAGAUUUUAUACCUCCUCCAGCAGUGGUAGAUCGCAUACUUAAAGAGAUUUUCCAUGAUGGAGUUGAAAGUUGGAAUCAUAUGGAUUUCGAGGGCAGAAACUCUCGUUUUAUCAAAGGUGCUCCUCUAGGUUCUCUAUUUGCUCAAUUCUGUCUGCAUGCAUUGUGGCUUGGGAAUUGCAACAUCAGAGCAAUUGCUACUCUGUGGAUUGAAUUUGUGAGAGAAGUCCGUUGGUGUUGGGAGGAGUCGCAACCAUUGCCAAAAAUGUCAGCUUCCUCCAAUAUUGACCUGACCACAUGUUUGGUGCAUCAGAAACUGCAGAUGUUGGCAAUAUGUAUUGAAAAGAAGAAUUUGAUCGUUCAUGAACAUCAAAAUGGUGUUGAACGUGAAGACAGUGUUUCUAAUAUUCACAAGGUUGAUUUGCAUGAUCCAUGUGAUCAAUCUCAUGAUAUGAUUCCUAAAGAUUCUCUUGAUAAUAGCAGUUCUCAAAAGCUUGUUGUUCAGCAUGAUUUAGAAGAAACCUUGGUUUGCUCUAGCAUUCAAGGGCAUGAAACCAGAUCUGGGGAUCUACUACCUAAAAAUUAUAAAUCAGCAGGUGUUGUUGAGUCUAUGAUGCUAUUGCAUUCAUUUCAGAAUAUGCAUUCUCCAAUCAUUCAGGAUGCGCCACCUAUGACAGAAGAUAUGCAUGAAGAGAGACUCCGUGCAGCUGAAGUAUUUGGAAAUUUAUCAAGCUUAUCAGGUCAACUGGAAAGAGAUAUAUUAUCUUCAGAUAUGUCUGCUUUCAAAGCUGCAAACCCGGAUUCUGUCUUUGAAGAUUUUAUUCGCUGGCACUCACCCGGUGACUGGGAGAGUGAUGAAACUGAGGAUAAGUCUAUGCAACACACGGCCAAAUCCACAAAGCCCAAUUGGCCUCCUAAAGGAAGGCUCUCUCAGCGCAUGGCCGAACAUGGAAGUUCGUGGCGGCAAAUUUGGAAUACUUCACCUGCAAUGCCUUCGUCCGAACAGAGGCCUCUUCUUGAUCCUAUUCGUGAAGCGGAGAAGAUACUUCAUUACCUCGAAACCUUGAAGCCACAUCAACUGCUUGAACAAAUGGUCUGUACCGCAUUCGGAGCAUCAGCUGACACAUUGAGUCAGACCAAAUUUGGUGACUUAAGACUACUAAAAGCAAAAAUUGACCAACUCUACAGUACUCUAUCAUCCACAUUGAAGUCAUUGCAAGUGAUUCAUGUGCCUGAUAGGGUUGAGCUCAUCGGUGAUUUGAAACAACUUUGUGUUGUUUUCGAGCACAUCGAGAAGUUGGUUAUUCUAGCUGCUUCAAUGUAUCGUAAACUUUCGGAUGCUCCGCGUCUUUCUGAAGCAAUUUUUCAAGAUUAUUUUGACUUCUAUCAGCCAAAAAUGGGUACUGGUUUAGCAAGUUUAUGCUAUGACAAGGAUUUUAAUAUGAAACAAGUGGUGAAGCCGCAUGAGAGGGAUGUAAUUGCGAGUUUCUUUCCCCCUCCAACUGCAAGUCAGUCAUGGAGGAAAGUUCUGAGUAUGGGCAAUCUAUUGUUUGGUCAUGAACCAAUUCUUAGGGAGAUCAUCUUCUCCGUCUCCGGCGACGUCAGCAACGGCCAAUACUCAGGCGGCGGCCAUCUCGUCGCCUCAAUUGGAGACAUUGAAACACAUCGUAUGUAUAUUCGUGGCACCUCAAAUGAUCUUCGCGUCGCACUAUCGGUGACAUCCUGGGAUUAAAGAAGCAUAUAAAAGGUUUACAUGCAUACCACUCAAUUUUUAUGUAUUUACAUAACGGAACGCCUAUACUUCAACUUUUACAUACA
Molecule: messenger RNA, 3034 nt
Organism: Phalaenopsis equestris
Lineage: Eukaryota; Viridiplantae; Streptophyta; Magnoliopsida; Asparagales; Orchidaceae
Product: rab3 GTPase-activating protein catalytic subunit
Exons: 22
Coding region: 108-2948 (946 amino acids)
Biological process (GO): positive regulation of GTPase activity
Molecular function (GO): GTPase activator activity
Source: RefSeq, a predicted model, not a curated record